AUGGGCACGCGGGGCACACCUCAGGGAGCGGUUCUCUCUCCGCUCCUCUUUAAUCUGGCCAUGCUACGCCUUCCUGCUCUUCUGGCCCAGGUAGAGGGUAUCCAACACGCACUUUACGCCGAUGACACCACCGUCUGGACUAAUUCUGGCAACCCCGCUCAAAUCGAGCAGCGUCUUCAACAGGCUGCUUCUAUAGUGGACACUUACGCCACCUCUUGUGGCCUGGAGUGCGCCCCGCAGAAAUCGGCACUUCUUUCUCUUUCCUCUUUACCCCCACCCCGGCUCUCCUUGCCCACGGGUCCCAUCCCCGUGGUCACCGAGCUCCGUGUUCUGGGACUUUUUAUUUCGUCCUGUCUCAACCCGGGCUCUACCCUUACCAGCCUCCGCCGUAUGGGGGAGCAGGUGAGCCGCAUGAUUCGUCGGGUGUCUACGAAACGUGGCGGUCUGCGAGGGCGGGAUGCCCUUCGUUUGGCCCAAGUGUUCGUCAUCAGUCGGAUCGUGUACGCAGCCCCCUACCUCCGUCUCGGUCGCCACCACGAGGCCCAGCUGGAUGCCCUCAUCCGGUCUGUGCAUAAGCGUGCGCUGGACCUCCCGGUGUCCACUUCCAACCGUCGUUUUGCGGCUUUGGGGGUGCACAACUCCUACUCGGAGCUUCGGGAGGCUCACCUCGUUAACCAACUUGGUCGCCUGUCUCAGACGUCUCCUGGGCGCCGUCUGCUUGCGCGCCUUGCUCUUCAACCUAUUCUUCCUCCGGCGCCCCCCGAUCGGAUUCCCGACUCUUGGCGCCAGAAACUCUGGGUUGCCCCUCUCCCUCGUAAUAUGGAUACUGUCUCCCACCCUGGUCGUCGGGCCGCACGUGUUCGUGCCCUUACAUCCCAACACGGAUCUCGCCCCGGUGUCUUCUAUGUGGAUGUCGCGGGUCCUUCCCCCUCUGGCUACUUUUCGGCUGCCGUGAUCCACGAGGGAAACACGAUUGAUGACCUCUCCUUUCGGGCCUCUACUUCAACUCAGGCGGAGGAGGUGGCCAUUGCCUUGGCGGCCUCCCACCCCAACGCAAGGGUCAUCAUCUCGGACUCGCGCUCUGCCUGCUCCCGAUACCUUGCCGGUUCUGUCUCGCCCCUCGCGGCUCACCUACUCCGUGCCGCCUCCUGGCGUUUCGUACCUCACCCCGUCCGACUUGUCUGGUCCCCGGGACACGAGGGUCUUCCUGGUAACGAGGCCGCCGAUGCGGCCGCCCGCGCGCUUCUUCCCCGGGCCGUUACCCCUUCUCCCCCCUCGCCUGAUCCUGCAACCCAGUUGCUCACAUCGUUUCGAGAAAUCUUGGCCUAUUACCGCGAUGGUCGUCGGCUUUUUCCUGCCCCGGUCCGGGGUUUGUCUAAGGCCGAUGAGCGAACCCUGCGCCGCUUACAGACCAACACCCUGCUGUGUCCUGCCGUGGCUCGUCAUUUUUUGCCUAAUACAACCAGUGCUGCUCCGCCAUCUAAGAAGGACCUAUCAACCUCCGGGCUGGUGGGCUCCAAGUUCUCGUCUUUUGAGGCGAGGCUCUCAGAGCAAGCACAGCACUCGCAAGAUCGCGAGUCCAGUGCCUUGCAAGAGGACAAGGACACAACAUCGAGCGUGCGGGAGCAGCCAGCGCCUAACGAGCGGCGCGAUUAUAUCGACCGCUCCAAAAAAGAAAAAUCUCGUGUCACGGUGCCUCAAAAGGGCCGGUGA
This is a messenger RNA of Dermacentor silvarum, 1713 nucleotides long. RefSeq lists its product as uncharacterized. Gene Ontology annotation, molecular function: nucleic acid binding. NCBI's taxonomy places the organism in Eukaryota, Metazoa, Arthropoda, Arachnida, Ixodida, Ixodidae. The transcript has 2 exons. The record is from RefSeq and is a predicted model, not a curated record. Bases 1 to 1713 code for a protein of 570 amino acids.